AUGAACAAGUACAGAAAAGAUGAAAGGUGCAGUUCUCACCCAGGGCAGUUUGUCAUAGGGAUUUGUGCCCUUUGCUUGAACGAAAAGCUCUUAAUUCUAGCAUCCAAACAGGGCCCUAAUCAUCUCCAUCGCCAAACACACAAGAAUUUCAGCGAAAAACAGAAAAUAUCACCACCAGCAGCAGCUAAAAUCAUAAAGAUUUUUGCUUUGCUCAAUCUCGUCGAGCCCAGAAAGCCAAAACCGGAUCACAGCGGCCACAGUUCAUAUUCAGCUAGCCCAGAUGACUCUUUCAUAUCAUUCGAGAUUGAAGACAAUGGUGAUGCCUCAUGCGAUAAGGGGACCGAAAUCCCCAAAAUGCCCCUGGGCCAGCAAUGUGAGGAGGCCAAUAAGGUCAAACGUGUCGUGGAACACACAAAGCCACGUGUGGUGCUGAAGUGGCGGAGGCGGAUUGGUUACAUAUUCCAGCUCAUCAGAUUGAAGAAGCCCACCAAAGACAGUAUGUGGCAUGUGAGCACAAAGCGUAGGAGGAAUAAAUGUUAA
This is a messenger RNA of Striga hermonthica, 540 nucleotides long. NCBI's taxonomy places the organism in Eukaryota, Viridiplantae, Streptophyta, Magnoliopsida, Lamiales, Orobanchaceae. The record is from the annotation of a GenBank genome assembly.